UAUUACGUCAUUUCCGACCUCGGUGCUUGUUUGAGGGGAAAGAAACAUGGACGAAUCUAUGAAAACGUGUCUCAUGUUUGCUCUCUCCGAGCACAGAAAGCUAACGGACAGAUUCCUCGUCCACAUUAAUGAGGAGAUGGAAGAACAAAAAAAGCGCACAAGGAUAGCGACAGCUGCUAUGCUUCGCUCGCCACAUAGAGUGACCCUGAAGACUGGGACAAAAUGGGAAGUCAUGCCGAACACGGAUGACGACACUUUUUUUCAUCCUUUCCGAGUCACCAAAAGACAGUUUGACUUUCUCCUGCUGGUGCUGCAGCAGCAGGGACUGAAAAGGCAAAAAGCCAGAGGUCAGCCGACCGUACCUAUAAGAAUGAAGGUCUUGAUGUUUCUGUGGUACAUGGCGAACCAGAACGGCUUCAGAGACAUCUCAGACAAAUUUGAUGUCUCUGAGUCAACAGCACAUAAGUCUGUUUUGGAAGUGCUUGCCAUUUUUUCCACUCUAGGGCCAUCCUUCAUCUCCUGGCCAAAUGCAGGUAGGAAAAAAGCAUCCUCGGCAGCUUUCCACAAGCUGUGUGGUCUCCAGGGAAUCAUUGGUGCAAUUGAUGGGUGCCAUAUCAAGAUAAAUCGACCAAACAUAAGAGGAGGAGACUACAUGAACAGUCAGUCAUUUUAUUCUGUCCUCCUUCAGGGGAUUGUUGAUGAGAGAGGGCGAUUUAUUGACAUAUUUGUUGGACCACCAGGCAAAGUUGAUGAUGCCAGAUUGUUGAGGGCCUCCAACUUUUAUGCAGACUGGCAGGAGAAAAUGGGUGAAUACAGUUUGCUCGGAGACAGUGCCUACACUAGACAAGCUGACCCGUUUAUCAUCACGCCAAAGUGUGAUAAUGGGGACCUUUCUGAAGAUGACCAGCUCCAAAACUCCAGAAUCAGCACUGGGAAGGUGGUCAUAGACCAAGCAUUUGGAAGGAUGAAGUGCAAGUGGAGGCGGAUGAGAGACCUGCAGAAUACUCGCCUUGAAAAUGUGGUGAUGAUUAUCAUGGCAGGCUGUUUCCUCCACAACAUGUGUAUAGGUGAUAAUGCAACGUGUGAGGAGCACCCACAAGGCUGUCCAAGGCAGGCAGAUGACAAUGUUUAAGUCUGGUUUACAUUUGUAUCAUCUGUUUAUUUAAUGCUCAGAUGAUACUGCAAAUAAAAGUAAACAUAUUUAAAUGUGUUGUCUGUGGAUUUGCAUGCCACAUUCAUUUGAUUUAUUUAUUAUAUGAUUCUCCCCUUGCUGCAAUGAUGUUUGUACCUGAUGGGUAACUCAAUAAAUCAGGCUUGUGUGUCAA
Ictalurus punctatus (channel catfish) is the source of this 1325-nucleotide messenger RNA. RefSeq lists its product as uncharacterized. The coding region runs from base 47 to 1132 and encodes 361 amino acids. Lineage: Eukaryota; Metazoa; Chordata; Actinopteri; Siluriformes; Ictaluridae. The transcript has 2 exons. The record is from RefSeq and is a predicted model, not a curated record.